UGUAGAAUAUCAUUUAUAUAUAGAUGGUAUUUGAUUAAUUGGUUUUUUAGUAGGAUAAUAUUUAUCAUUAUUCAGAUAUACUAGUAAUUUGUACUAUUUGUUAUAUAAGCACAUUCAUCUGUCUUUUCUAUACUUUUUUUUUUCUUCUCAUUUUCAAUUAUCGUAUAUACAUGGCACCUUUAGAAGUAAUUGGAGCAGGAUUCGGUAGAACUGGGACUGACAGUCUGCGUGCAGCAUUGAAUAUGUUAGGAUACAAGACGCAUCAUAUGAAAUGCUUUUUUGAAGAUCCAGAGUUGGAUCCUGACCUUUUUUAUGAUGCUUACUUUCAUCGAGAGACUGCAGAUUGGGAUCAACUUUAUAAAGAUUAUAAUGCCGCUGUAGACUGGCCAACAGUAGAAUUCUACAAGGAACUUUUGAAAAAAUAUCCUAAAGCUAAAGUCUUGUUAACUAUACGCAGUGCUGACAGCUGGUAUAACUCUGUAAAGAAUACAAUUCUAAAAGUUGCCACCACAACAUCCAUCGAUAGUAAAUUUAAGAGGAUGGCAAUAACCGUUUGUAUGAAUGGUCGUUUAGCAGAACCCAAAUUAUUUGAUGAUGAAGAAGAAACGAAGAAAAUUUAUUUAGACCACAUAGAAGAAGUAAAACAGGUAGUUCCUAAAGACCAGUUGCUAAUCUUGGAGUUGGGAGAAGGAUGGGAUCGAUUAUGUAAGUUUCUUGGAAAACAAAUACCGAAAGAACCAUAUCCAAAUUUCAAUAGUACAUCAGAGUUUCAAUCAAAUUUUAUAUCAAGAACCAAUACAUAAAUUUAUACUAUUAUAGCUUACACUAAAAGUUAAUACUUGGUACUUUUUUUUUUAUUAUUAUUGUUAUUAUUAUUGAUCCCGACCGGUAAAAUGGAAGUGAAAUAAAUAAUCUCG
Messenger RNA from Cokeromyces recurvatus, 917 nucleotides. RefSeq lists its product as uncharacterized. The annotation marks the transcript as partial. Lineage: Eukaryota; Fungi; Mucoromycota; Mucoromycetes; Mucorales; Mucoraceae. The record is from RefSeq and is a predicted model, not a curated record. The transcript has 2 exons.